This is a messenger RNA of Naegleria fowleri, 825 nucleotides long. RefSeq lists its product as uncharacterized. The transcript has a single exon. The record is from RefSeq and is a predicted model, not a curated record. NCBI's taxonomy places the organism in Eukaryota, Heterolobosea, Eutetramitea, Acrasida, Naegleriidae. The coding region runs from base 1 to 825 and encodes 274 amino acids.
AUGCUGAAAAGUUUCUUGGCUACCAACUCGCUUCUGAUGAAGAGAAUUUCAUCAUCACCAGCAGUAUCUACAACAACAAUAGCAUCAUCAUUCACCAAUACUCAUCAUAUUUCACCCUAUCUUUCAAUGUGUUCCUCUCUUACACAACAACAAGUCAGAGAAAGAAAAAAGCAAACAGUCAGAAGAAAGCUGCCAUCCGACAAGGAAGUCUUUGAUAAAUUUCUUGAAGGUCCAAAAGAAAAGUACUUGAAUCCUCCAAGAAAAGUCAAAGAUACAUCAAGGAACGCUCUCCGCCCAGCUACUUUUGAAAUCCUCAUCAUUAAAGAUAACAAACUUACAUUUGCCGGAGAGGUAGUGAGAAUGAAAUCAAGCAAAGCAUGGAGAUAUUUGGCCUCGAACCCACCAAAGGCUGUAAUGAACACACCUGAAAAUAGAGAAAAGUACAAACAUUUACUAGCUAAUCCAGAGGAGCUCGCUCAAAAACGAGAGGUCUUUAACAGAAGAUAUAUUUUACAACGUUGUGUCAUCAAAAUGUGGAGAAAGACCGAAGGAGGAAAUAUGAAAUAUUAUUGGCCAAUUACAAAACGUGAUAUUGUCAAUUAUAUUUGGUGUGUUCAUCAUUUGGCUCUAAGAGAAGAGGACAUUACUUUCCCUGGAGAACAACGAAACAAUCCAAGCUCCUAUCAUCCAAUUCAGGUGCCUGGAUAUUAUUGUUUACAUGCUGAUUUGCACGAUGGACAAGAUCCGGUACUUUUGAGAUUGUACUUACCACUUAAUGAUAAGGCCAAGACACAUCGUGGAAAUUCACUAAUUGGCUACAAGUAA